Messenger RNA from Aricia agestis (brown argus), 1828 nucleotides. It is a transcript of the gene NUCB1, whose product is annotated as nucleobindin-2-like. Gene Ontology annotation, cellular component: endoplasmic reticulum-Golgi intermediate compartment; extracellular exosome. Gene Ontology annotation, molecular function: calcium ion binding. The record is from RefSeq and is a predicted model, not a curated record. The coding region runs from base 39 to 1766 and encodes 575 amino acids. The transcript has 11 exons. Lineage: Eukaryota; Metazoa; Arthropoda; Insecta; Lepidoptera; Lycaenidae.
UCAUUAAUACCGAAACUUCGACAGUACAAAGGUCAACCAUGAAAUUUGUGUUGAGUAUACUUAGUCUGUGUAUAAUUCUACAAGGCGCGUAUGCACCACCCGUAUCUCCAGACAAGAAGGAUGAGGUCGUCGAUGGAGAUGAUCUGAUGCAGUACACAGAGUACCACCGAUAUCUAAAGGAGGUGGUACAGGCUUUGGAGAGUGAUCCAGAAUUCCGAGACAGACUGGAAAAGGCUGACGAGGACGAUGUCAGGUCAGGCAAAAUAGCGGAACAGUUAGACUUUGUGAACCACAAUGUGAGGACUAAACUGGACGAAAUCAAGCGUAGAGAGAUGGAGAGAUUGAGGCACUUGGCCACCAAGAAAUUUGAACUAACGAACAAUUUGGACCUUGACUCCAAGGUGUCCAGUGAGCACCUGGACCACAACAACCCGCACACCUUCGAGAUUGAAGAUCUCAAGAAGCUGAUACAGAAGACCACAGCUGACCUUGAGGCUGCUGAUAAGCAACGAAGGGAGCAGUUCAAGGAGUAUGAAAUGCAAAAGGAGUUUGAGAAACACCAGAAACUAGAAGAAUUGGAUGAUAAACAGAAGAAGGAAUAUUUGGAGAACGUAAAGAAAGAAGAAGAGGCAAAGAAACAUCAUCAACCGCAGCUCCAUCAUCCAGGGUCGAAGCAGCAGCUCGAAGAAGUCUGGGACAAGCAAGACCACAUGGACCAACAGUUUGACCCUAAAGCCUUCUUCAUGAUGCACGAUGUCGACGGCAACGGCGUAUGGGACGCGGACGAAGUUAAAGCGUUAUUCAUCAAGGAGUUAGACAAGAUUUACUCUCCUAACGGUCCCAAUAAGGACUUGCACGAAAGGGCCGAAGAGAUGGAGCGGAUGAGAGAGCACGUUUUCAAAGAGAACGAUAAAAACAAAGAUGGGUUGAUCGACUUCCAUGAAUUCAUGAUGGAGACUCAGCGAGCUGAGUUCAACCAGGAUGAAGGCUGGAAAUCAAUAGAUGAGAAUCAAAUUUACACCCAGGCUGAGUACGAAGCGUAUGAAAGGAGACGACAAGAUGAGUUGAGAUACUUGCAGCAGCGUGGCUUAGUCGACGCUCACGGUCGUCCGAUACCAGGGGCUGAGCAUCAAAUACAUUUGGCCCUGCAACAACGACACGCAAUGGAACAACAGAUAUACGCUCAACACCAACAACAGUACCAGUCUCACUAUCCUCCAGGCCAGCAACAAUUCCAGCAAGUUCCCCAGCAAGGCCAACAAUUCCAGCAACCUCCUCAAGGGCAACAAUUCCAGCAACCUCCUCAAGGCCAACAAUUCCAGCAACCUCCGCAAGGCCAACAAUACCAACAACCUCCGCAAGGCCAACAAUAUCAGCAACCUCUGCAAGGCCAACAAUAUCAACAACCUCCGCAAGGCCAACAAUAUCAACAACCUCCGCAAGGCCAACAAUAUCAACAACCUCCACAAGGCCAACAAUAUCAGCAACCUCCUCAGCAACAACAGUACCAACAAGUUCCUCAAGGACAAAACCAGCAAGAAGGCCAAUUUCAGGCGCAGCCACCUCAAGGCCAAAACGUAAAUCCAGGACAGACCAUACCGGCUCAAGUUCCCAUCCAGCAAGCUCAAGGCCAAAAUACCCAAGGCCAGGCCCCGAGCUCAAAUCAGGGCCAAGUCCCACAACAGGUACAAGGUCAACCUCAGGGACAAGCUCAACCAGAGAACCCAUCUCAAGGACAAGCGCCACCUAGUGUAGUGAACCACUAAAAUAGGGUUGUAUACUACGAAAAAAAACUAAGGAAUCGUAACUCCCAUACUUCAACCGUUUU